AUGGCGCAACGUGUCUUCAGCGCUGAGGAGGCUUAUGACUUCCUCACUCAGUCUGAUGAUGAAACCACUCUGACUGCGUCAGACGACGAUGUCACUCUGACUGCAUCAGAUAUUGAUCCAGUAUCUGAUGGAUCUACGUCUGAGUCAGAGGAAGAAGAUGAUGGCCUGGGUCCAUCUGCUAAAGUCGGGCGUGGAGAGCCUGACUCUAAAUAUAAUUGGGUGCCCCCAAAUAUGAUUGACCCAGUAAUCCCUGCUUUUACUGGGACUCCUGGCAUCAGAUGUGGCAUUGAUGCUAGUGAGCCAAACUCAUUUUUCAAUUUAAUGUUUGCCCCUGAGUUUUUUGAGCUGCUAGCAGCUCAAACAAACAUCUAUGCAGCCCAGUGUCAGGCAGCUGACCAAGGAGACAGAAGCCAGACCUGGUACCCCACUGACCCCCAUGAAAUUAAAAAAUUUUGGGCCCUGACCCUUAUGAUGGGCAUUGUCAAAAAGCCUACUAUGCGAUUAUAUUGGAGCACAGAUCCCAUAAUAUCCACCCCUGCUUUUUCCCAAAUAAUGCCCCGGAACAGGUACUUUGAGCUCCUAAAAUGUUUACAUUUUAGCGACAAUUCCCAAUGCCCCCCUAGAGAGCACCCCCAAUUUGACCGUUUAUAUAAAUUGAGGCCCAUUAUUAAUUAUUUUUCAAGUAAAUUCCCUGAAAUUUAUACCCCCGAUCAAAAUGUGGCUAUAGACGAGUCCCUGGUCCUAUUCAAGGGUAGACUGAACUUCAAACAGUAUAUCCCAUCCAAGCGCUCGAGGUACGGUGUAAAGUUAUAUAAACUUUGCGAGAGUGGCACGGGAUAUACUGUUUCCUUCAGAAUCUAUGAGGGGAAGGACAGUUACCUUGAUCCCCCUGGCUGCCCACAAUCUGUGGGUACUAGUGGGAAGAUAGUGUGGGACCUGCUGUCCCCCUAUUUGAAUAAGGGCUACCACCUCUGGGUGGAUAACUUUUACACCAGCCCAGAUUUGUUUCAUUUUUUAUUUUUACAGCAGACCCCGGCAUGUGGCACUGUUAGGCCAACCUGCAAGGGUUUUCCUAAAAUUCUGAUGUACCCAAAACAGAAGCGCGGCAGUACCAGUGCUCUGCGCAGUCAGGAGCUGUUGGCCCUCAGGUACACUGACAGGAAGGAUGUGUAUAUCCUCUCCACUAUACACAAUGAGAAGGUGGUACCUGUCAGUGUACGUGGGGAAGGUGAUACUCAGGGGCUCAAGCCUCAGUGUAUCACCGAUUACAACAAGAACAUGGGGGGUGUAGAUCUUUCUGACCAGUGUCUGCAGCCGUACCUGGUGCUGCGUAAGACCAAGACCUGGUACAAAAAGGUGGCCAUUUACCUCACCCAGGUUGCCAUGUACAACACAUAUGUGUUGUACAAGAAAUGUGCCACUGGGAAGAUCUACAACUUCCUAGAGUUGCAGUUGAAAAUCCUGAGGGAUAUCCUCUUUGAGCAGGCAAACCCUAACGUGCAGGAUGAGAAUGUCCUGCGUCUUACCGGCAGGCAUUUUCCUUCUACAAUCCCCACCACUGGUGCCAAACAGAAGCCUCAGAAAAGAUGCAGAGUCUGUUACAAAAAGGGUAUUAGGAAGGACUCCAGGUACCACUGCCCUUCCUGUCCCUCUUUGCCAGGACUCUGCAUCAAUGAGUGCUUCAUGAUCUACCACACCAAGGUAGAUUAUUAA
This is a messenger RNA of Spea bombifrons (plains spadefoot toad), 1713 nucleotides long. Its product is annotated as piggyBac transposable element-derived protein 4-like. The transcript has a single exon. The coding region runs from base 1 to 1713 and encodes 570 amino acids. The record is from RefSeq and is a predicted model, not a curated record. NCBI's taxonomy places the organism in Eukaryota, Metazoa, Chordata, Amphibia, Anura, Pelobatidae.